AGAGACAGAGAGAGAGACAGAGAGAGAGCCUGCGGUGCGGUGUGGCUAGUCAGUGUCCAUCUGUCCCUGUCCGUUGACGCGACAGGUGUGGACAGCUGCAUGACAUCGGCAUCUGAGCAGCUCCAAGCUCGGACCAUGUAUAGAUUGGACCUCCCCGACGUUCUUCGCAUCGGACAACAAAAUCAUCCUCCACGCCCACGCCGCCAUCGCCGCUCCCACCACCCAUUCGCUCUCGAGCCGCCACCACCCGCUCGCUCGCGCCGCCACUCCCCGUCCUCUCGCGCCGCCACCACCUAUUCUCUCCCGCCGCCACGCCUCCCCCGGCCCUUCUACCGCACACACCCGCCAUGUCGCAGCAGUCGUCGAUAAAAACAUCGACCGUCGUCGCCGUCAGCGUCGGCACCGUCGUCACCGGCCUGCUCGCAUACGCCGUCUACUUUGACAGCAAGCGCCGGAACGACCCCGACUUCCGCAAGGCCCUGAAGAAGGAGAGCAAGCGCACCCAGCGCGCCGCAAAGGAGGAGGCCGCCCACCACGGCGCCGAGCAGAAGAAGCUGAUCCGCGACGCCGUCGCACAGGCGAACGAGGAGGGCUUCCCCAAGGACCCGGAGGAGAUCGAGGCCUACUUCAUGCAGGAGGUGGCCCAGGGCGAGGGCAUGGUGCAGAAGGGCGCAGACAACAUCGAGGCCGCGCUGUGCUUCUACCGCGCGCUAAAGGUCUACCCCAACCCGCGGGAGCUGAUCAACAUCUACGACAAGACGGUGCCCAAGCCCGUCCUCGACAUCCUCGCCGAGAUGAUCGCAGUCGACACAUCCAUCCCCGUCGGCGGCAGCAAGACACCCUCCGAGUCCGGGUCCGCCGGCGACCUGGAGUGAACUCUCUCCCACAUAGCAUCUGGCACUCGACGGACGACCCACUGUAAUAUUCUUGUACAUGUAAAUGGUUUGCACGCUGUCUGCUGUCACUGACAUGUUCUGAUAUGAUGAUGACGAUGGCGACGAUGAUGAUGAUGAUGAUGGUGAUGGUGAUGAUGGUGAUGGUGAUGGUGAUGGUGAUGGUGAUGGUGAUGGUGAUGGUGAUGGUGAUGGUGAUGGUGAUGGUGAUGGUGAUGGUGAUGGUGAU
Molecule: messenger RNA, 1122 nt
Organism: Didymella exigua CBS 183.55
Lineage: Eukaryota; Fungi; Ascomycota; Dothideomycetes; Pleosporales; Didymellaceae
Product: protein import receptor MAS20
Exons: 3
Coding region: 348-875 (175 amino acids)
Biological process (GO): tRNA import into mitochondrion; protein import into mitochondrial matrix; protein targeting
Cellular component (GO): mitochondrial outer membrane translocase complex; mitochondrial outer membrane
Molecular function (GO): transmembrane protein transporter activity
Source: RefSeq, a predicted model, not a curated record